Malania oleifera is the source of this 1926-nucleotide messenger RNA. Its product is annotated as ADP-ribosylation factor GTPase-activating protein AGD5. Bases 214 to 1668 code for a protein of 484 amino acids. NCBI's taxonomy places the organism in Eukaryota, Viridiplantae, Streptophyta, Magnoliopsida, Santalales, Ximeniaceae. The transcript is spliced from 11 exons. The record is from RefSeq and is a predicted model, not a curated record. Gene Ontology annotation, molecular function: GTPase activator activity.
CUCGAGAAGACGCUGUUACGAUAUUAGCAUUUCUCAUUUCUCCUCUCUUCCUCACUCUCUCUCAUCUCUGUUCAGAUAUCAAGCAGGUUAGGAGAGGAAGGAAGCGAGGGAGAGAGAGGGGAAGGUGGUAGAUAGCAUUAUUUAUUUCUUCGCCGAUUUGAUUUGUUGUCUGUUUGAAUAAUUACUUUGGUCUUCACCAGCAUAAGUUACACCAUGAACGAGAAAGCGAACGUCUCCAAGGAGCUCAAUGCCAGGCAUAGAAAGAUCUUAGAGGGGCUUCUUAAAUUGCCAGAGAAUAGGGAAUGCGCUGACUGCAAAGCCAAAGGACCAAGAUGGGCUAGUGUGAAUCUGGGCAUCUUCAUAUGCAUGCAGUGUUCUGGGAUUCACAGAAGUCUUGGGGUCCACAUAUCAAAGGUGAGGUCUGCUACACUGGACACUUGGCUUCCAGAGCAGGUUGCAUUUAUUCAAUCUAUGGGGAAUGAGAAGGCUAACAAUUACUGGGAAGCUGAGCUUCCCCCAAAUUAUGAUAGAGUUGGAAUUGAAAAUUUCAUUCGUGCUAAGUAUGAGGAGAAGAGAUGGACUCCGAAGGAUGGAAAACCAAUAUCACCCUCUCAGAAUCAGGAGGAAAGGGCCUCCGUGCAUUGGGAGGGACCUAAGGGUAGAAGUGGACAUGGAUCAAUUAGCAAUUCUGAGUGUACACCUGUGGAGAGAAAAAGUUUUCAGGCACCAAUUGCAAAAGGCGGCAUCCCAGUUACGAGGAUAAGCAUUCCUAUGCCUCCUUCCGGAUCUUUGCAGGCCAAUCCUGUGUCAAAGUCUCAUCAGGUUGUUCAGAAACCAGAAUCAACUGGGAUGCAAGUUGAGUCCACAAUAACAAAGCCUCAAGAGGUUGUUCAGAGACCAGAAUCAACGUCGGCAGCUUCACCUCCCAAAGUUGAUUAUGCUACUGAUCUUUUUGACAUGCUUUCUGUGGAUGAUGGUCCAAAUGAGAAUGGUUCGGAGGCUGCUACAACUGAUGACACUGCAUGGGCAGGAUUUCAGGCUGCUGAAGAGGCUUCUGCAGCUGAGAAAACUGGUCCAACAAAAUCUGUUGAGAGUGAUGCUCUGCCUUUAUCUGGUAUUGAGGACCUUUUUAAAAACUCGCCUUCAGAGUUGUCAAUUACACAGACACCACAGAAAGAUGUUAAAACCGAUAUCAUGAGCCUUUUUGAGAAGUCAAAUAUGGUGUCACCAUUCUCAGUUCAUCAACAACAACUAGCUAUGCUGGCACAGCAACAAUCGCUUUUCAUGGCUGCUGCUGCUAAAAAUUUCUCUGGAAAUGCACAGAGACCUGGAUCAAAUGCCCCUGAAUUAAGUACUCAAAACUUGCCAAAUAUUAGUCAUCAAGCUCCAGGAAUGAUAAUGCCAGUUGGCGGACAAAAUGAGCUACAAAAAAUUAUGCAGGUGGGAAAUAUCCAAUUCGCACAUUCUGCAGGGAACCCUGUUUCCUUUUCAACAUCUAGCAUUUAUGGCGUCCAGAAAGAUGGUUCAACUAAUGGAGCAGCAGCAGCAGCAGCAGCAGUGGGGCAUCUUUCAACAGCAUCCUCAGUUUCUUCUACAGCUUCUUCUACAGAGUCGGGAAAGGACUACGAUUUUUCAUCACUUACAAGAGGGUUGUUCUCAAAACCCUAAUAAGUUGCAGAGAUGCUAGUUUUGUCUUACCAUACGGCAAAAUAGUAUAUAUUUUUUCACAGGUGAUUGUAGCAGUUGGAGGUUUUGAUUGGGAGCUUGUAAACUACAUGGGAUGGGCGGUUUCAGUUUAUUUGCUUUCCUGGUGGCAUCAUUUGUAAAAGUAGGUGUAUUGGGCCUAAUAAAAGAACAUUUCUGUAUUUAGAUUUAAUUAAAAUUAUAUAUUUUUUAAAAAAUAAAAUCAGAUUUUCUUUCCUUGAA